Messenger RNA from Gadus chalcogrammus (walleye pollock), 2093 nucleotides. It is a transcript of the gene macrod1, whose product is annotated as mono-ADP ribosylhydrolase 1. Bases 152 to 1048 code for a protein of 298 amino acids. Lineage: Eukaryota; Metazoa; Chordata; Actinopteri; Gadiformes; Gadidae. The transcript has 4 exons. The record is from RefSeq and is a predicted model, not a curated record.
ACAAUGCAGGGUUGAUGUAAAUAUUUUUGAAUAAAAAAUUGCUUUUUACUUCAACCCUCUAAUUUUGGUAAUUCCCAGCGUCACCCGAAACAGAAACAGCAAAUGUUUGAUUGUGGAACAUUAAGAAUCAAAAACGAAACUCAGUCACUGCAUGAAGGCACUGGUCGAUGUCAUGUCACGCAUUAUUGUAGGCCUAUUAUUUACCCCAUGCAACAUGACAUUUAAAACAUCCAUCCUCCUUCCACGUAUCAGAAUCCUAUCCUCAGCGGGUCGUCUGUCAGGUAAUCGACUUGACUUCAUGCAUGUCAAAAACAUUUCAAGUACUGCAGGUUUCCGUCCAAAACGACCCCUCACUCUCCUGUUUGGAUCGGUGAGGAGGAAUGUAUCAGCUGAGUGCAACUGGGGAAGUCAAAUGUUCGCCAAACAGUCAAGCACUGCGACCCGAUGGAACAAGUUGUCAACAACAACCACGUUGCAGAAGGACGGGUUCACCCGUUCCCGUGAGAGGGGAGUUUUGCUUCGUAAAGUUGUCCUCGGCGCACUCGGGUUCGCCACCACUGCGGCCGUAUGUGUCCACACCAGUGCCCGGGUCACCAUGGCCGAAGGGACAGAAUCUCUGAAGGUUAACCUUGAGUCCGCUGAGGCAGACUGGAAGGAGACCAAGGACCGGAUGCUGUCCUUGCCGCUGGAUGAGAGGCGGCGGUUCUACAGGACCCGUUGCUAUACGUCCCUGGACCAGGUCCCUGUGUGGAGUCCCUCUCCAGGCCCCUCUUCAGAGCAUCAACGGUGCCCCAGGAACAAGAAGCUGGACGGGCGGAUCUCCCUCUACACGGGCGACAUCACACAGCUGGAGGUGGACGCCAUCGUGAACGCAGGUGAAGGCACUCCGAGGAGAUGUGAGGCGCUGGCCCGUGGCGCUCCAACCCCUCUUCCCGCCUGGCAGCCAUUUUAUCAGCGCUCUACGAUUCAGGAACCACAGAGGAAGGAUCAGCAGUUUGAGAGCCUGUUCAAAGCAAAGCGAACAUCCUGUCCCGCUUUAAUUAUGUAGGACGACACCACUUAUAAAGAAGAGGAAAGAAGGUUUCCGUGCGGUUUUGAAUGAAGCCCAACGUCUUCUUCACCAGAGACGUGUUUGAUAUGCUGCAUGCACCGCGCCGACAACGCACGGGCUAAUGGUGUGAACGCCAGCGAAUCAGAGCCGCCCGAGUCCUCACCACUGGUGUGUGUGCUCGGCCUGCGUGUGUGUGCGGGGGUGCGUGGCACGUGCACGUGUGGUUAUGUGUGUCGGAGGUGUUCAACCCCUUUUUCUAUUCAUCAAAAUAAAGUUCACGUUUCACAAUCGAAUCGGUGUAAUACGUACCCGAGAAGAAUACGAGAUGAGACCGUCUCAAAGUCACAUAGGAGCACAGAAGAGGUGUGUGUUAAGCGUUGUGUUACCUUAUUACUUAUAAGUACCUUAGCGGUGGAGUGGGGACUUUUAAGUAGACGAGCUCUUCUGCAUUUCAAUAUCCACAGCUUUAGUGACAUCCUGGUGCUUUGGCACAGAAACCAUGAGGGGCUUAGCUCAGAAGGUGUCGGGAGUCUGCAGGAUGAGCGCCUGGGAUAUUUUCUAAAACCUCAGUUUCACCCUAUUUUUGAGAUUGACAUAAGGCUUGAAAUCAAUGAAUUGUGCAACCAUACCUGGGCGGCGUGUGGCUCAGGAGGUAGAGAGCGCUGGCUGCUAACUGGAAGGUUGCUGGUUCGAUCCUCGGCUCCGCCUAGCCGAGUGUCGAGGUGUCCCUGAGCAAGACGCCUCCCCCUGAAUUCUCCCGACUUGCGUUGUCUUGCCUGGUCGACACCGGUGUGGGGAUGUGUGCAUGAACGGGUGAAUGUUAGCCAGUGUUGUUAAUUGCUUUGAGUGGCCACUGGUUAGAAAAGCGCUGUGUAAAUGCAGUCCAGUUGCAAUUGACCUUUUGUAAAGUCGCGUGCUAAGCCUCCUCCAAAGAAACCCCGGCUGUCGCGGCCGGCCUCUACAGACGCAGUGCCCCGGAACGAACGCCAGCGCCUCGGUGAUCAGAGGGGUCGUAAACCCCCUCCCUGUAAAACGGUUUGAA